Molecule: messenger RNA, 1946 nt
Organism: Schistosoma turkestanicum
Lineage: Eukaryota; Metazoa; Platyhelminthes; Trematoda; Strigeidida; Schistosomatidae
Source: the annotation of a GenBank genome assembly
AUGUUACUUCCCCUUAUUCUUUAUUCAUUUUCUAGAUCAUAUCGUUGGCAAAUGUUUCGUGAAAAAAUUUGGUCUGUCAUUGAUAUAUCACCAAGAUUGAUUAAUUCACAAUUUAAUCAUUAUCGACAACGGAAACAAUAUGCACCAAAUGAAAUAUUCCCUAGUGAAUAUAGUUCCGCAAGUGAUCAAUCCAAUCCAAAUGAUACGAAUACAGUAGUUUCAAGUGAAAAUAGUACAACGAAUCCAUGUGAAUUAUAUCAUGUCGAUAAUUAUCAACUGUCUAAUCCAUCGGAACAUUUAAAUCAACAAGAAUUUUCUGUUGACAAUGCAAAAUCACAUCCCAUCAUUCCAUCAGGUUGUAGUGUAAAAUGUAAACCAUUCGAUUUACCAACAAUGACAUCAAUGAAUUUAUGUUGUAAACAAAAAUUGAACAAAUGUCCCGCCCUGCUGAGUUUACACUCUUCCUCAACAAAUCAUGAAUCUGUUUAUUUAACAUGGUUAAGACGUUUUUAUUUUAUCUAUGAAACAUUAAUUAUCACUUCGGCAGUUGGUGUGUUUAUGCUAUCAACAGUGAAAGAUUUUCGUAUCCCAUUUAAUUUAAAUAUCACUGAAUAUAGUGAUUUAUAUAAUGAAACUAUUGCGGAUUAUAAUAAUCAUCUAGAAGCCAGUAUAUCCAACUCGUAUCGUACAAAUAAUAGUUAUUUUACUUUACCAGCUAAAUGGCUUGUACAAAUGGAUAUAUUUUUUAGUAUUGCUAUUACAAUCGAUGUGAUUAUACGUAUGAUAUUUUGUCCAUGUUUCACUCUUUGGUUAUUUUCUUUAUCAACAUUAAUUGAUAUUCUCUCGUUGAUACCAUUUUAUUGUGAAUUCAUUUUCUAUGAAUUAGUUUAUAAUAACAACAAUAAUCCUGAAGCGAUUUGGUGGUUAAUGCGUGUACUCCGAGUAGAAGAAUAUUUUGUUGUAUUGAAAGUAUUCGUUGUAUUACGGUUAUUUCGUUUAUUAAGACGACAUCGUGGUACACGUGUACUAUUUUACACGAUACAUACUACUAUUAGUGAUUUAUCAAUUAUUAUUUUAUUAAUUUUAGUAAGUGCUUUAUUUUUCGGUGCUGCAAUCUAUUUUGUUGACCCGACAUUUUCUGAUAUACCAAAAGGAUUUUGGUGGGCUCUGAUUACUAUGUCUACAGUGGGUUAUGGGGAUUUAGUGCCAAAUAAUACAUGGGGUUAUAUUGUUGCCACAGCAUGUAUUAUUCUAGGCACUUUGUUAAUGUCCUACACUAUACCUGUAUUAGUUAAUCAUUUUCUCCUAUACUAUGCACAUGCAGAUCAGUUAUCUAUGGUGAAACAAUUACACAGGACAGCAAAACGUAAAAUACGCAAUCGUAAAAUGUCACGUUAUUUACAAAAAGCUUUAUUAAAUGCAAAAUCUCUUGUUAAUGCAACAAUUACCAAUGUGAAUAAUAAAACACAAACUGACAUCAAUCGAUAAGUUUUGAGUGUUGAUACUCUGACUUACACACACCCAAACACACAGAGUUUUUGAUUUGAUUUGAAUCACCGGUUCCCCCUUCUGCAUUGUUUGUCAUUGUCAAUUUCGUUCGUGUAUAUUCAUUUCAAUUGACAAGCAUGAAAAGAAAGCAACUUAGAAGGGAUAAUAAGUGUAAAACAAACCAAAAACUCUAUAUUGAUCAUUGAAUCGAACCGCUAAGCUUCAUGAUUCAAUGAUCAACAUUCACAAUAUAUGCCCAUGCACAUGCAUAUCGUACAUAUGUUUUUUUCGACUGCAGCAUACUAAGUCAUAAAAAAUUUCAAAAUAUAUAUUGUACAUUUUUUUAAAAAAAUUUUUUUUCUUUCUUUCAAACAAACAAAUAAAAAAGAAAGCACUUUCUUUUUCUAAAUUAUUUCGUAAAAUGUAUCUAUCAAACAUAUUUUGAACUUAAACAAACG